ACUUUUUCAUCGCAGCUCUUCAGCAAAUUCUUCAUGCAACAUGUGAGCCAGUUGCAUUGCAGGGCUUCUAUCGGCUAGAGUCUGGAGACUCAGUGGGCAUUGAACAAGGUAUGUCACAAGAUGCACUUGGACGUUCAAGUCUAGCCAAGUCUAGUUAAUAAGUGGCCUGGUUCACCUGCAAGUGAGGAGAGCGCGCCCAUCCCCUUGAACAAGCGCGCGGUUUCUGCACGCCAUGGCAGAGGAAAAGGCAGAAGAGAAGGUGGCGCUCCAGGACUCCAAGGUCGAGCGCAGCCGUCGGGCCUUGGAGCCCAUGCCGCACUUGCGGGCCCAAGUGGUCCGUGGCUUUGGCCGUGGAAGUAAGUUGUUGGGCUUCCCCACGGCCAACAUGAACGUGAGAUGGGAUUUCAUGGAGACUCCGGAGAAGUUGACGCCUGAGGAGCGAGAUGUGCUGGAUUUUGCCCGUAGCUGUGAGCCAGGCAUCUACUAUGGCUGGGCGCAGGGGAGCAACGGCGCAGACAGUGGUGUCUACAAGACCGCCAUGAGCGUGGGGUGGAAUCCGACCUUCCCCGACGUCAAGGCCAAGACCAUCGAGCCGUGGAUCCUCCACGAUUACGCGGAGGACUUCUACGACUGCGAGCUCCGCUUGAUCGUCUGCGGCUUCGUGCGGCCGGAGGCCAAGUUUGCAGACUUCAAAGACCUCAUCGUCGCCAUCCGCGAGGACGGCGACUUUUGCCGGGAGACGCUGGAGACCGCGGAGCUGGCGGCCAUCGCCAAAGACCUGUUCUUCGUCUCCAAAGAGGCAGAAGUGGCCUGAGAGGAGGGGAAAACCGUCUGGCAACCCCCCGCAGUCCUUUUUCCCGCCACGCGAACAGCCAUCGGCUUCACGAUGCUUGAAGGGCCUGGCAGCGAUUUUGUGCGGCGAUGCAA
Messenger RNA from Durusdinium trenchii, 927 nucleotides. The record is from the annotation of a GenBank genome assembly. NCBI's taxonomy places the organism in Eukaryota, Dinophyceae, Suessiales, Symbiodiniaceae.